AUGACUGCAGACACCGCAGACAGACUCUACACCAAGAUCACCGGGCAAUACCAGGCCUUGCAGGAUAGUACCGAAUACUCGCAGCUGAGGACAGAGCAUCUCUCGUCUCUUGCGGAAAGCCUUGCAAGCUAUGCUCGUUACCUUCGUUAUAUCGAAAACUCCCGCGUCGGCACCAACAAGCUUCCGAGAGAGAUUUUUCUUGAGAUCUGCAAACAUGCAAUCGCUCCCUCGGGAUCUUGGUCUCUUCGCGGUCUCUACGGCAAUAGUCCAUGCAUGAAGGCGUUCAACCGUGAGGUCCAAGCUCGCCUUGUCAACUUCCGAAUCGCGGUAGAUGGUGAAUCGGGAUAUGCCUACCCUUUCUACUAUCUGAAAUGCCUUUCCCACUGCCUCCCCCUCGACUCGCCCCGCCUGGAGAGUCUCGUGAUGUUCUUGCCUUCUAUGGGAGUAGCCGGUAACAGCCCCAUAGCGCAGCUUUUCGACGGGACUACCGGAUCUCUCCUUCGCGCUCUUGCGCUCUCUCCCGGUUCUCUGAUGACGUCCAUUUCAAAACCAUUGCCACUCCUCACCCAUCUCUAUCUGUCGUUUCAAAGCUGCCGGAGUUCCUUCCGCCCACUGCAAGCCGUCCUCCGCCUUCUCUCCUCUUCCCCCAGGAUACAGUUCCUCGUGAUCAGGAACGUCAAGGCAGAGAGCGGUCCCCCCGCAGACGGAAGUGAAGUCCUCCCAAACCGCCUCCCCAUGCGUCACCUGCGCAACGCGACGUUCCUCAAGUGCGCCUGGUCCUUCGCCGUCCACGUCCUCGACAGCCUCGCGCUCCCCGCGAACUCCCACGUGCACAUCACCGACGCCGCCGUGCUCGAAAAAGACCUCCCGGCCGUACAGGUCCCCAAGCUCCCAUUCUUCGACGGCCCGGCGACCCGGAUGCGCAUGCUCUUCCACUCGCGUCUCUUCUCCGUCGUCGUCGACGGCCCCUUAGACGAGUCCGACGCGGGGCGCCCCGCCGGCCGUCUGCACAUCGAGCGCCUCCAGUGCACGAACGGAGGACGGGUCGAGCCCACGAGCGUCGGCGGGCUGCUCCUCCCCUCGCUGCGCGCCUUGCACAUCCGCGUCCCGCACUGGACCUCCGAAGAGCCCGCCCAGCCCGAGCCAGACGCGAUCGCGCGCAGGCUUCCAGAGCUCCUCCAACGCCUCCCUCAGCUCGAAGCGGUCGUGCUCGACCUGGACCCCUCCCCACACUCAGACUGCGAGCAGCGCACGGACGUCCCAAAGACCCAAGCCCCGCCGCGCACCCCAUUCCAGACGGUCCUCCGACCGUUCUUCGACGCGCUGGCGGCGCCGGUAGUCCUUCCCGCCUUGCGCAGCCUCGGAGUCCGCUUUGGGAAUGCCGCUGCAGCCGCGGGAGUCGUGGGGGACGCCGCGACGGAGUGGCCGGUCCUGCUGCACAGCUGGGCCGAGGCGCGCGCCGCAUGCGGGCGUCCGCUCGCCGAUGUGUAUGCGGAAUGCCACGGAGUUGACGCGGAGUCGGGGGAAAAGCGGCUGUGGAGGUGCUCGUGCACGCCGGUGCAGACGCGAUCAUAUCCGAACGGAGAGCAUCGGAGGUCGGUGGAGUGGGUUCGGGUGGAGGAAGGAGAUCGGAAGAUGGACUGGUAUGCUGAAGACGAGGAAGGGUUCCUUACGAGGGACAGAGACGAACUUCUACAGUACUGGGAGGUUCCGAAGGAUGUUACGGAUUCAUGGCACAUCUAA
Epithele typhae is the source of this 1743-nucleotide messenger RNA. RefSeq lists its product as uncharacterized. The coding region runs from base 1 to 1743 and encodes 580 amino acids. NCBI's taxonomy places the organism in Eukaryota, Fungi, Basidiomycota, Agaricomycetes, Polyporales, Epitheliaceae. The record is from RefSeq and is a predicted model, not a curated record. The transcript is spliced from 5 exons.